Messenger RNA from Cladocopium goreaui, 1537 nucleotides. NCBI's taxonomy places the organism in Eukaryota, Dinophyceae, Suessiales, Symbiodiniaceae. The record is from the annotation of a GenBank genome assembly.
UGGCAAUUUCUGAAAUAGAAAAACUAUGUGUUUCUUGCGCCGAGAACUUGCCGAAGGAGUGCUUUUCGGCUUCCCAAUGGCGUAAAGAAAGCAGUCGGUGCAAAAACUGCAUUCGUGCAUCCAAAAAUCCACCGAAAAUCUCAGACCCGAGGCUCUGCGCGUUUGUUGAAGAGUGCCAACGUGCCAAAGACGUCUAUCAACAGUCUCAGACGGAGGUCGUAAGUGAAAUCACUUCCUGGUUGCAUCUUGGUGGUGCCCUGAAACACGAUUCAUCAGUACAAGAACUUGCCAAUGCAACCCAUGGGAUUUGUGCAGCGCUUGAACGCAAUGUGACACCAGUCUUGCAGAAACGAUUUGAGAACAAUUUGAUGACCCUCAACCUGGAGGAUAAAGGCAGCGACUCAGACUUGGCUGACGCUUUAAAGCUGGCAAUUGCAUUUGCACAAGAAGCACUUCAGCAACCCGGGUGUGACUUCGCUGAGUCUGGACCGCAAAAGGAGCAUUUGAGCCUUGUUUCAUAGUAUGCCCUUAUUAUUCUGUGUUUUAAUCUUUCACGGUAUCUUUAUGUGGAACACCUCGUAUCGCCCAGAACAUCUUUGGGCUUCUAAGAUUUUAGGGUUUUAGGGUUUUGGUGUUUAAGGCUUGCUGUUUUUUACUUGUUUUUUGAUUUAGGGCCUUAGGGUUUGGGGCUUGGGUUUUAGGGUUUACGCUGAAGGGUUUUAUGGUUUCCGGAUUGGGGGUAACUUGUGCAAUGGAAGCACAGCCCCCUCCCCGAGCUUAUGAGGAAUGCGCGAAUAACCACUUUAAUUACAGUGUUUUGAGAGGGCUGAGGGCAAAUCAAAGUGUUUCCCCCGCAUCUUUACAUAACUGCAAAUAUGAAGUAUUGGUACAGCACGGUACAAACUUCUUAGUUUCUUGCAAAAUUGGCCCUGUGCCCAGUAUUCACUUGGAGUCAAAGAGGUGGACAUUUUGAUCUGAGGAAACCGACACACUUGUGCAGUGUGAAAUUCUUGCAGGUCAGAUCUACGUUUUUUGUGCCUUGGGUUGCAAUCGCUCCGUUGCGGUGGUCAUAGCACUCCUCAUGGCCAUUGAAGGCCUGAGCCUGGAUGCUGCGCUGACCCUUGCUAGAGAGAAGAGACCCGCAAUCCGACCAAAGUACAUGCGAGUGUUGGCAGACUUUGAAAUUCAACUUGGACGCGAGAGCUCCAGACCCGAGUUUCUGGAAGCCCCAGAUUCGAAGUCCUUGGGCACUCUCUAUUGAUGGAAAGCUGACUGUCACCAUGGGCACCAUGGGCACCAUGGGCACUAGAGCGAUGGCAGUGUCGCUUCCGCUAUGCUGAACAACUCGAUCAAACUUGUCAGACUGUGAAAUACCAUAGUGAGAAAGCUGGCGGGAUUCCUUGCUGCAACCGUUUUAUUUGAUGACAUUGUAUUUGACUUUCAUAGUCAUAGGAAGUAAUAAUCGCAACAUCCAGUGCUUCAAUGCAACGCAAUCCUGUGCAAAGCAAUCGACCCAGAGUUCAAUAUGGUUCCUGCC